Polychytrium aggregatum is the source of this 1454-nucleotide messenger RNA. RefSeq lists its product as uncharacterized. Gene Ontology annotation, cellular component: nucleus. The transcript is spliced from 2 exons. The record is from RefSeq and is a predicted model, not a curated record. The coding region runs from base 229 to 1323 and encodes 364 amino acids. Lineage: Eukaryota; Fungi; Chytridiomycota; Chytridiomycetes; Polychytriales.
CCAAAUCCUCCCCGAGACCUGUCUAUCUGCCUCACGCCGACCACCUCUCUCCCCAAGGACGCUGGACGCCUUCCCCUCCCACCGCGAGCUGUUCUCUAGAUUCUCUGACCUGGUGUCGUUCUACAGCCCCCAACUCUCCCCCCCCCGCUAGUCGGUACCUUCUCCUCAUCGACCCACCUGCAUCUCAUAGGCAUAUAAACUCUCUCGCUCGUGCUACUAUCAUUCGAAAUGAUGAGCUCCCUGUCGCCUGUCUCCGCUAUGCCUCCGAGCCAACCUCCUCUGAACCUCAACGAACUGGAGAGCUUCUUAGCUGAGCUCAAGUCCUCUUCAGUCGUUGACCGUCCUCUGAUCGAGUUCUCGGACGCCCCCUCGCUUUGUGAUGGUUACAGCUACUAUCAGCCUCAGCACCACCCCCACUAUCAGCACCACCGCCCUGCUGCCAUCAGCACCCACCCCUACAACCCCUCAAUCGGCGGCUAUGCCCACCCCGGCCUCCAGGCCCAACCCAUCUCUCCCAUCCACCAAGUCGCCCCGUACCCCGCCAACGUCUCGCCCGUGUAUCCCGGCUCGAUUCACCCCUCGGCUCCCAUGGAGGCCCAGAUGCCAGCUGGAAUGGCUCUGUCCCUCAUGGCUGCCGGUGUGCAUCCCCACAUGCCCUCGCGCUACACGCCACCUCCCAGCCCCCCCGCCGGCGAGAUCUAUGCCUCGGGUGUCCCCCAUCCUGCCGCCCUCAAGCCCGUCCCCAUCGCUUUGUCCAGUGCCUCGUAUCCGCCCGCGCAGCCUGUCUUCCCCGUCGAGCAGUACAGCUACCCCUACCCCGCUGUCCCCCCUGUCCCCAUGCAGUACUCGCCUGCUCCUCAGGGCUUUGCUGCCCCCUACGCCACCGCCAUUCCCUCCAAGUCUCCCUUUUUGGAAGAGCCGGUUCUCUCCAAAGAAGCCCCGAAGCGCGUCUGGAGGUGCACCCUUCCAGACUGCGAAAAGGUCUACAAGACGGGAGCGGGUCUGCGCUGGCAUAUGAAGCACUUCCACAAGCGCCCCGGUGUUCGGUCGCUCAACAAAAAGCCCACCCCGUACACCUGCCAACUGUGUUGCAAGUCGUACUCUACUCUAGCUGGCCUAAAGUACCACCAAAAAACCAAUCCUCAUAUCGACGCUGUGUCGUCUUCGUCGUCCUCGUCCUCGUCCUCGUCGCCCUCGACCUCGCCGACCCCCGAGUCGGCGCCCUCGCCUUCUCUGCUCGAGGAGGACGGGCUCAUCUCCGCGGCCGACUACGAGCUGUUUUUCCAAGAUCUUUUCCAAGUUAAACCGAAUCCGAAUAUUUAACUUGCGCCUCUGUCCGUGUUGCUCUUGCACGCCCUCCUCCAUCCACACGGUCUUGUUUGUCUUUUUUUGUUACCUCAUCAAUUUUGUGUAAUCCUCGCGGGACCUCAAUAAUAUCUAGAAAAGACAUGGUA